AUGCUAAACCCUUGCUUGAUGUUCGAAGUGGAGCCUGUUGAAAGAAUCUCACCACGAGGUCAACUCGCGUGGAUCAAUGACACCAUAAUACACAUAUCAUCCUGUAACCGAGAGGUAAAAGCUUAUUCUUCAGUUGAUCAACGAUUGAAAAAUGAUGACCAAAAAGAUAAACAACACAAUGCUCCAGAUCUGAUUCGAGUGAGCAACUCGGAUCUGUCGGAACUGACGCUCCCACGGAGUUUGCGCUCGAUCCACUGUGAAUCGGCUUGGACGACGCUAGAGCCGAAUCGCGAGUCUCAAACCAAUGGUCUAGACUCGAUACUUUCAAGAUGCGCAGCAAAUCUCACCUCGUCUUCGUGGUUGUCGAAAACAAAAGGCGAAGCAUAUUCUGUGGAAUCCCAUAAAGCAGAGGACACAUCAUCGAAUUCUUCCAAUCAUUCGUCGACUUUGUCUCAAUCCAAAGCAUUUUCCCACGUGGAUGAAAAUCCCGAAGUUCAAGCCCCGAACGUGACUUUUGCUGCAACAAAAGAUAUUGAAAGAAGCCAAAAGACGAAUGAUCCAAGUAUUGGUGCUACUGGACAAAACUCGAUCUUUUCAGGAUACACAGCGUAUCUGAACUUGUUCGAGACAGAGGACGAAGCAUAUUCCGUGGCAUCCAUCACAGCAGAGGACACACCAGAAUCGGGAUCGACGCCCUUGUCUUCUCCAGUCAAAACAUCGUACCAAGAAGAGGAGGCGAAUUCCCAAAUCCAGGCUAGUAGUAGUAGCAGCAGCAGCAGUAGUAUUACUUUCAAGGUACUGACAACAAAAGAGGAUGUGGAAAGUCAGCACUUAUUCAUUGGUGAAAUGCCAAAGAUCGGAUCUCAUCAAUCGAAGUAUCGCAAUUCUUGCCUCCAAGAGACGGGUAGAAACGAAGAACAAUCGAGAGCAAGAACCAGUUCAUCAGAACGAGGCCAUGAAGUGACCAAGAAGCCUAGUACGAUAAAGGACGAAACUGAUAUUAAUAUUCGAACGACCGAAUCCACCAAUGGCGACAGAGUAGAGUCGUGUUGGAAAGAGAUGCAAGGGCAUGAAAUCAUUGAUACUACUAGGCAUUUGUCAUCAACGCCACUGACUGAAAAGGACUAUGAUACAACGAACGUCGGUCCACCACCAAGCAAUUUAGAAAAGGACAAUGCUGACAAAGGCCGCUGUGAAAUUUUUGACUCGGAGUUUGAAUGCAAUGAUGAGCACAAAGGUGUCCGAAUACUCGCCCUUCACUUGCUAACCUCCUGCUGGCCCAAGAAGACGACAAUGAGGAAGAAUAUGCAUGGAAUGAGGAGCAUUCCACAGGCACCAGAAACUGACCUUGACUCCUCCUCGACUUUUGGCAAUACCGACGACUCUCCGGUUGGAGAACUCGACUCAAGACGCUUCAAAACAACAAUUCGACCAAGAACAGGUUUUUCCAAGGUAUUGAAACGAUUGAAAAAGCACAAAGAACAACAACAAACAGUCGAGAUAUCGUUUCCAGAAACCACUCAUUCAGAAACUCAACCAGCAGAAUGUUUAGCAGCAGAGUGGGAGAUCGUUGACGAAACACUGGGGGGAGUGGUGGAGCUUUAG
Cylindrotheca closterium is the source of this 1605-nucleotide messenger RNA. NCBI's taxonomy places the organism in Eukaryota, Bacillariophyta, Bacillariophyceae, Bacillariales, Bacillariaceae. The record is from the annotation of a GenBank genome assembly.